GAUGGUGGGGCCCACUCUACCAUGAGAUCUCGUACGUGCUUUGAAAAACCGCUUCUUUUUCUUCUUCUUCUUUUCUUUUUCCAUCGUCUCCUUCUCUCUACAUCAUAUUUACACAACUGCAGCAUUCAUUUGAAGAAACCGGCGACUGACUUCAACUUCUCCAUUUGUCCUCGUUCCUUUCCCCAUCUUCCUCGAAUCACCUGCUCGAGCUAGGGUUCGACCGUCUGGCGUUUUUCCCGCCCUUUCAUGGUUCGAACCUUUUGAAGGAGGAGCCAUGGCUUCUAACUACAGAAACGGCACGACUAAAGCUUCUCAGAAGACUGACAGCAAGCCUCCUGUAAAUUCCAACACCAAGCCUCUGACAAAACCCAAGCCUUCGCUGACUUCUGCCGCAGCCGGUCUCCGCCGUAGUAACCCUGGAUCGCUUAGCGGGUCUGCUGCUGGGAAGGAUGAUGCUGGCGUUCUUGGAAGAGUUCGAGUGGCUGUAAGACUACGACCUCGGAAUGCAGAGGAGUUGGUUGCAGAUGCUGAUUUUGCUGAUUGUGUAGAAUUGCAGCCAGAGCUUAAAAGGUUGAAGCUCCGCAAAAACAAUUGGGAUUCAGACACCUAUGAGUUUGAUGAAGUGCUCACUGAAUUUGCAUCGCAAAAGCGUGUCUAUGAAGUUGUGGCAAAACCUGUUGUGGAGAGUGUUCUGGAGGGUUACAACGGAACAAUUAUGGCAUAUGGACAGACUGGGACUGGGAAGACUUUCACUCUUGGACGGCUUGGAGAAGAAGACACUGCUGCCAGGGGAAUUAUGGUGCGGUCGAUGGAGGAUAUUCUUGCAGAUAUUUCCCCAGAGACUGAUUCUGUAUCAGUCUCCUACUUGCAGCUUUAUAUGGAGACCAUCCAGGAUCUUCUUAAUCCCGGAAAUGAUAACAUUCCUAUUGUGGAAGAUCCAAAAACUGGAGAUGUUUCAGUACCUGGGGCAACCCUGGUGGAAGUCAGAGAUCAAAAGAGUUUUGUGGAGCUACUACGACUAGGGGAAGCUCACCGAUUUGCUGCCAACACCAAGUUGAAUACUGAAUCCUCUCGCAGUCAUGCUAUUCUGAUGGUACAUGUGAGGAGGUCAGUCAAGGGAAGACAUGACAGAGAGGUUGUUCUUUCAAGUGAAAAUGGCAAUACAUCACCCUUGAUCAAAUCAUUUAGGCCACCGAUCGUUAGGAAAAGCAAGCUGGUUGUGGUAGAUCUUGCGGGUUCAGAACGUAUUGAUAAGUCAGGAAGUGAGGGACAUACACUUGAGGAAGCAAAGUCUAUAAAUCUCUCACUUAGUGCAUUAGGAAAGUGCAUCAAUGCUUUAGCAGAGAGCAGUGCGCAUGUGCCAGUUCGUGAUUCAAAGCUUACGAGGCUGCUUCGUGAUUCAUUUGGAGGCACCGCGAGGACUUCACUGGUUGUAACUAUUGGGCCAUCUCCACGCCAUCGAGGAGAAACUGCGAGUACCAUAAUGUUUGGGCAGAGGGCAAUGAAGGUGGAGAACAUGGUGAAACUAAAGGAGGAGUUUGAUUACAAAAGCUUGGCACGAAGGCUUGACGUACAACUAGACAAAUUAAUUGCAGAACAUGAGAGGCAGCAAAAAGCUUUUAAGGAUGAGGUCGAGAGAAUAAGUAUAGAAGCAGAAAAUCGGAUUGCUGAGGCUGAAAGAAACUAUGCAGAUGCAUUGGAGAAUGAAAGAUCGAAAUACCAAAAAGACUAUAUGGAGUCAAUAAAGAAGCUUGAAGAAAAAUGGGUGAUGAAUCAAAAAAAGCAUGCAAGUGAUAGAAUUGUAGUUGAACACAAAGAUGAAUGUCUGGAUAAGACAUGUAGCGCUAGCAGAGAGGGCCCAGUAUCUGUUGCAGAGGAAAUUGCUGAAGUUAACCAGUUGCUUCAAAAUGAAAUCCAUUUAAGGAAGGCUGCUGAAGAGGAGGCCAACAAUCUUAAAAGCCAACUGGUGCAGUUGAAAAAAUCAGAGGCAGCUGGAAAUGCUGAGAUUUUAAAGCUCAGCAAUAUGCUGGAAGAUGAAGCCCAUCAGAAAGAAAAACUUGAAGAAGAAAUUGCAGUACUGAAAAAUCAGUUGUUGCAAUUGAGCAGUGAAGCUGAUGAGACGAGGAGGAGUUUAGACAGAGGUGGGUCAGGAAAAGUCUUUACUGGUUUAGAUUCCCUCAUGAACCAAGUUAGGCAUCCACAACUCAAGGAUUCAGGAAAUGAACAAAAGGCCUCAAUCGCCAAACUCUUUGAACAAGUUGGGUUGCAGAAGAUCUUGUCAUUGCUUGAAUCAGAAGAUGCUGAUAUUCGGAUUCAUGCUGUGAAAGUGGUAGCAAACCUAGCAGCUGAAGAAGUAAAUCAGGAAAAGAUUGUUGAAGCUGGAGGUCUUACUUCCUUGCUGAUGCUUCUUAAAAGCUCAGAGGAUGAGACAAUACGUAGAGUAGCUGCGGGUGCGAUUGCUAACCUUGCAAUGAAUGAAACCAACCAGGAGCUUAUUAUGGCUCAAGGGGGCAUCAGUUUGUUGUCAAUGACUGCAGCUGAUGCUGAGGAUCCGCAAACUCUUCGGAUGGUUGCUGGAGCAAUUGCCAAUUUAUGUGGCAAUGAUAAGCUGCAGACAAAACUAAGAGGUGAAGGUGGUAUAAAGGCAUUGUUAGGGAUGGUUAGGUGUGGGCAUCCAUAUGUUCUUGCCCAAGUUGCACGUGGCAUUGCAAACUUUGCAAAAUGCGAGUCUCGAGCAUGUAGUCAAGGGACGAAGAGUGGGAGAUCUUUCCUGAUUGACGAUGGAGCACUGCCAUGGAUUGUACAGAACGCCAACAGCGAAGAAUCACCAAUUAGACGCCAUAUUGAGCUUGCACUCUGCCACUUGGCGCAACAUGAAGUGAAUGCCAAGGACAUGAUUAGUGGGGGUGCCUUAUGGGAGUUGGUUCGCAUUUCACGGGAUUGUUCUCGAGAAGACAUUAGGAGUCUAGCACACCGAACACUGACAUCCAGCCCCACUUUUCAAACCGAACUGCGGCGACUGCGCAUAGAAUGCUAGGUAGAACUUCUGGAAUUUUUUAAAGGCUGAAGUCCCUAGAGCAUUGGGCUCAUGUGAUGUUGGAAUAAGGGUAGCUCAUCAUCUCAAUAGUGUGGCCUGCUAAACGAAUAUUUUCUAUUGAGAUAAUCAGCAGGCAGGAGGUCAUGCAGAAGCCUCCUGUGUAUCAACAUAAGGAGUUUGUUGGGGUUUGUGAUCCAUAAUUUGAAGACCAAUUUUUUGUAUAUCGAUCGUCCAAUAUUUUCCUAAUUAUGUUUUUUUCUUUUCCUUUCUUUUCAUUUAUUUUUUGUUAUCAUUUCAAAGGCGAAGAUUUGUUGUAUUCAAAUCCUGUUGUAGCUUGUCAUAGUGUUUUUGAAUUGUUAUGUAUAUGAAAUGAUGGUAAUAUGAUUGUAUCUUGUAAAAACAAUAUCAGAAACACUAACUUAUUAGUCUUUAUGUUACAUGUUUCAUUUCUUUUAGUCUAUAAUGAGAAUUUUAAUCAA
Magnolia sinica is the source of this 3516-nucleotide messenger RNA. RefSeq names its product kinesin-like protein KIN-UB. Lineage: Eukaryota; Viridiplantae; Streptophyta; Magnoliopsida; Magnoliales; Magnoliaceae. The coding region runs from base 275 to 3037 and encodes 920 amino acids. The transcript has 19 exons. Gene Ontology annotation, biological process: microtubule-based movement. Gene Ontology annotation, molecular function: ATP binding; microtubule motor activity; microtubule binding. The record is from RefSeq and is a predicted model, not a curated record.